AUGUCCCGCCGCUCAACCCGAGGCGCGCCCGCGCCCCUUCCUGCCCGUGGCUCAGCCUCGCUCGCAGCGACACCGACGCCCGGCCCGUCAUUCCCGGCGUCGUCUCUCCCACAGCCUCUGUCCCUCCCGCCCGACGCGCCGUUCGCGGACCAGUACCGCACCUUGCGCACGCACUGGAAAUGGGCCAACUUUUCCCAGUUCUUCUUUACUUUUGCACCUCUGUUCAACAUGCCGGAUGUUUCUAUCGUGGAUAUCGAGGACGACCUGGCGCGCGGAACGAAUAUCGUACUGCCCAGAGUCAUGUGCCGGCUGAUGACCGUACUCAUGCAAGACCGCAAGCUAACUGUCGACACCUGGCAAGCCUCCAUGCGCCGCCAAUACCUCCGCCGCGACCCGGACAAGAACCCGUUGGGCCCGCCGCCCGCUCUCUAUGCCCGUACGGCAUCGCCCGAGCUCGAGGCUGGACCAUCGAAUACCGCAAAAAAGGAGGACGAUGACAAGAACGACGGAGAGACAGCGGAUACCGACCAUGGUGACGAAGCACCGCCAAACCCUCAACCUGACGGCGAAGACGUCGAGAUGAAGGACGCCGACGACGCUAACGAACCCAAGCCCGACGUCGACAACAAUGCCACGGCCGGCGAACCUGUCGAUGAACCCAAGGAAGAAGAGGCCGCCGACGACGGUCAGCUGAAGUCCGACGAACCCGCCGAAGAGCCUCGCGACUGGAAUACGCUCCCCAUGCUCGAGAAGCUCGACUCUAUGGUCCUCCUUACCGAAUGGCAAUUCCAGAACCAGGCCCGCUUCCGUCAGACUAUGAAGAGCGACGAUGACUUCGCGACGUGGCGUAUUGAGCCUAUUGGAUAUGAUGCGAAGAGUAACGCUUAUUGGUUGAUUGGUGCCGACCGUUUAUGGAUCCAGCGCAACCCGCCUCGUCCACCCCGUCCACUCAAGCGUAAACGAGCCCCGCCCAAGAAGAAGGCCCCGUCACCUUCACCCUCCGUCCCAUCUGAGCUCUCCGAGCCCGAAGAAGACCUUGCACCAAAACGCCCUCGUCGCGCCGCUUCCAAUGCGAAUGCCAAGAAGUCCAACGGUCGCGCGAAGGGCAAGGGCAGGGCCGCUGAGGUCGAGCCUGAGCCCGAUGAAGAGGUGCACGGACGAGGCUCGCGGAAGGCUAAGACGCAAGCGAAUGCCAAACUCGAUGCUCAAGCGAAAGAGCUCGCUGCUCUUCAACGUCAGGCAGCGCUCGAGAAACGCCGUGGGCCGGCUCCUGCUGCCACUAUAUCCGCCGCCGCUCAGAGUCCACGGGCGACGCGGGGCACGAGAGUCAGUGCACGGUUGAGGGGCGCGGAGACUGAGUGGCAGGAUGUUCCAGCCGAGUGGCUUGCGGAUGGAGAGAAGGACGAUGCGGAGGAUGAGGCCGCUAAGACUGGGUUGGAAGACGACGACGCUGUCUCGGAACUCAGCUCGCUCAGCGACCUAUCCGAACUUGAACCUGAGCCCGAACCUGAACCUGAGGAGGAAGUUGUCGAGGAGGAGAAGCCUGCGCCCCGUACGAGGAGAGCUCCCGCAAAAAGUAAAGGGAAGGGCAAGAAGAAGGCUCCGGCUCGGGCGCGCAGGGCGAAAGCUGUCGUUGAGGCGGAAGACGUGGUCGAGGAAGUGGAGGAGAAGCAGGAGCCUGAAGAAGAGUGGAAGCCGCCUGCGGACUGGAUUGAGUGGGAAGCCAUUGCUAUCACCCUACGCGAAUGGGAAGUCGUGGCCGAGCCAUUCGCGAAAGCUACGCAUUACACUGAGAAAGCUCUCUACAAGCGGCUCACGAACGAGAUCGUACCUAUCGUCGUCGGUGCUAUGCGGGAGGCUGAGAAGAAACGACUUCUCGAAGAGUCCGUCCAGUCACGCAAGCGCUCGUCAAGGCUUGUCGCGAAGGAGCAUGAGGCCGCUGAGAUCAAGGCUGCGGCUGAGAAGGCAAGAGAGGAGGAAGAGCGGAUGGCUCGCUCACGGCGCGCUGAAGCGAGGGAGAAGAAGGAAGCGGAAGAGCGUGAACGCCGUGAAAACGCCCGUGAAGCCCGCCGUCGGGAGCGUGAAGAGCGCGAGGAGCGUCGACGCAAGAUGACGGAGGCCGAACACGAGGGCAAUGCUACGACUGGCGACGAAGAUGGUGACGUGGACGUCGAUGGCGAGCAGGAGGAGGAGGAAGAGAGCGAGCCUGAGUCCGAGCCUGCGAAGAAGACUCGCAAGCGCAAGCGUGCACCAGCCAAGUCCGCACCUGCUGCCGAUGCGAUCACCACUUCCGCGUCAAAGCCUCGCGCUAAACGUACGCCGAAAGAGCCCAAGGACGGUGAACACCAACACCAGCCCCGCGCGAGGAAGAGCUCUGGGAAGGACAAGAACGACUGGGUUCUCGCUUGCGAGCUCUGCAAUAAGACCGCCAAAGAUACCUCCGUUCAGCUCGUCCAAUGCGUCACUUGUCAACGGUGGCAGCAUAUCGCGUGCCACGAUGCAGCCGAUGCGCGCGCAGGCCGUCCAAAGCGCGAUUGGCGAAGGGUGCAGUUCCGCUGCGCGCGGUGUGCACCGCUGCCCGGUCAGCCUGUCCCGCUCUCGGUCCCAGGGCAAGGGCAUGGUCAACAUGGGAGAUACGCGACGGGUCCGGUUGGUGUACAGGCGUAUGGCGUGAGGGGCUAUGCGGAACAGCCUGGCGCCGGCCCGGCCUAUCCUGGUCAACAGGCUGAGGGAGCGAGAUAUGCGAACGGGGCACGCGGAUUCGUUGGACCGGGUACGAAUGGAAUGGGACCGUAUACCCCCGGGCUCGCUACUCCGGUGUACGGCCCUGUCAGACCUGGGAGUGGCCAUUUCGGCUCAGGCCUGUAUACUGCGUUCGGGAACGGCAACACAGGCUCACCAUUCGGUGGCCCGACCUCGGGCGCUACGAUUUACAGCGCUCGCGCUCAUGCUCACGAGCAGAACCAGGCGCAUAGUCAGAGUCAGGUUCAGGGUCAGAGUCAAGGCCAUUUCGCGGCGCAGACUCGCUAUCCGGGAUACCCGCAGGCACAACACCACCAGGCGCAAGCGCACCCGCAACAGCCCCAUCCUCACGCGUCACAGCAGGCGCAACAUGCUGGGAUGUCGAUCCAGGAUCAGCAGGCGUAUAUCCAGCAGCGCGAACAGUUCGCGUACCGCCAGCAACAGGCGUAUAUCCAGUCGCAGCAGCUGGCGCAACAGCAACAAGCGCUCCGGCAGCAGCAACAGCAACAGCAGCAACAGCCUGCUGUCGCCUCGGAGGGCGCACUCGCGUAUCUGGCCCAUCUCGCGCAGACUCAGGCGCAGGGACAAGCGCAGGGCUCGGCUACGCAUGCUGCUGGUCAGAGCAUGAGUCCGCAUUCGUCGAUGCCGGGUACGCCGCAUACGCCGCAGCAGGCGUCGAAUGGAUUCUUCCAAGGUGGCCCCGCGUAA
Molecule: messenger RNA, 3450 nt
Organism: Peniophora sp. CBMAI 1063
Lineage: Eukaryota; Fungi; Basidiomycota; Agaricomycetes; Russulales; Peniophoraceae
Source: the annotation of a GenBank genome assembly